CCGAUCAGAAACAAUUUCUUGAUUGAGUGUGAAUGUCAAAUUCAUCCGCACAUAACAUUAUUAUCUCAGCACGCGUCCUCACUCCUCUCUAGUAAAUAAAGUAAAUACAGUAAAACCUUUUGUUGGUCCUCAUGGGCAACGGUCAGCACAUUAUCCAUUUACAAUAAAAAAAACCCGGGUAUGUAGAUGUAACAACACAUAUAAACAUAAAUAAAGUUAGUGGGUGGUGGGAGCGACAGAUUCGAGUCCAGCGUACCCGGUAUAGAUAUACACACGUUGACAGUGAGUUAGGUUAUAUUCAUACUCAGUGGACGUCGUCGUCGUCGUCGUCGUCGUCGUGGUAGUCGUCUGGUCUCUUUCCUUCUCAGAUUCCAUCCUGGUGUACUAAUAAAUCCAUACCCUCAUCUCACUUGCCCACACGUUUUCUGCGGCGCGCGAUUCGAGGCGGCUGGCGGCGUGAUGGUCGAGCGGCCAUUUUGAUAAUCUCUCCCACCGCUUGGUCGCGCGCCACUUUCCCCUCUCGUCACUCUUCACACAGACACAGCCCUCUACUCCUUCAAAUUUAAAGUGUAUUUGUGUUUUUGUAUGUAUAUGUGUGAGUUGCUCUCCUAUUCGGUCUCCUCCCGUCAGCGUUACGUUCACCGUCGCUAUUUCGCGCACGUGUGUGUCUUCUCAACUCAAACGUUGGUCUUAUAUUGUCGAGCGAGAGAGAGAAGCUAGUAUAGACGGAGUGAAUCUCAAGUAAAGCAGUGUAAGUGUGUGUGAUACCAGUAUGAAGGUUAGUUUUCCCCUGAACUCACACACUGACAGGAUAAUGUAGGAUCUCUUUUCUUCUCUUAUCUUUUUUCUCUUUCCUCUUUUCUCUUUUCAUCCUUUUGGCCGUAUCGUAUCGUAUCCUAUCCGUCGCGGUAGCGAGUACAGUACCUUUGUCGCGCUCUCUACUCACUGCUCCGACCUUUUUCCUCCUCAUGAUCCGCCGUCAUACCAACACACACCGUGUAUCUUCUCUCUCUUUCUCUGAGGAGAACUGAGACUCACUACACACCGACACCGACCUACCGAUAUCAGUUUGUGCUUACUAUACCAGUGUGUUAUGUUGUAUUAUAUUGGUUAUACACACUCUCAUUGUCUGAGUAAGUGUACGUGCGUGGUUCAGUCGCGACCGGAAAGUGCCAGUUUCUCCUGAGCUCUAAUCGCCUCGUUGCGCUUCCAACGCUGGAUACCAGUCUUACCGAGGAUCGUGACAGUUUUCUAUUAUUUAACCGUAAAAAAAAAACCUGAAAAUAAAUUAUUUUAUUAAUUAUUAAUAAUGACAAUGAAUUUAAGUGGCCAGUUGAUGUUUGUGGAACGUCAGUUUGUUUUGACACUUUUUAAAUUGUCAAUGACAAUAAUGGAAUAAUGUCAAUCGUGGACCGGGACCGGCUUCGAGAGCGUGAGCGACAGGCACGCGCGGCGAUGUCGGUCCAGGCGGAACAGGCAGCGGCAGUCGGAGGUCCAGAGACCCGGCACCCUCACAAUCAGGGCCAUCAUUCCGCUAAUUCCCACGUGACUUCAUCAGCCGCACUCUUCCGAGCCCCUGUCAAGGUGAGUCCAGACGCGCAAGACCGAACAACACAGCAGAUUCAAUCCAAGCUCGGCAACUACUCUCUGGUGAAGCAUCUGCUGGACGAGCCAAAGAGACUGAUAGGAAUUGAAGGGGUACCAGCUAGUCCAGCGCCAGCGUUGAGCGCAUCCACACGGCUGUCUUCGAAUAACAAUUGCAGGAGUUCGCCGUCUUCCCAAGAAUUCAAAAAACCCGGUGGUAAUGGUCCACGAACAUCGUCAUCAGCAUCAGCAUCAUCAUCAUCAUCAUCAUCAUCAUCAUCAUCAUCGUCGUCGUCGUCGUCGUCGUCUGGAACAACAACAACGACGGCAACGUCCUCUAACUCGGCAGUUUUGAGCCAUACCUCCCAGCGCGGUGGUUUUAUAAAACCCGCGGAUGGGAAACCACCUUACGGCGGUCGGGGUGGCUACCCAGGACAACCGGUUAAACACGGUGGUAGUAGCAACGAUCACAGGAGCCACGGUAUCCUUCCCGCAAAGGGUCCACCUUCGUCAAUCGCAAAUGCCAAUUCGAGCGGAAACAGCGGUGGUCUAACCUCUUCCGGAAGUAAUUGUCCUCCUGCCCCCGGUAAUUCCGGUAAUUUGGGCAGAAUUCACACAGCUGCUUCCAGACUCCCAAGGUUACCUCUUGACAACGGAGUAAGACAUGGAUCCGAUCCAGCGGAUUUGGAAAACAUCCUCAAGGAAAUGACGAUGCCGCCCAUACCACUUUCAGCAAUUGCACAGACACCAAGAAAAGAACCGGAAUCCAAGUUCGAAUUCAACCCUGUACUGGCCAAGUUACAGUUAACGGAGAAACCAUCUGAACCUGUCAAGCCACCACGUAAGUUAUAAAUAUUUAAUUUUAUUUUUUUUUUUUUUCCUCUUUUUUUUUCCCCAUUUAAAGUCUUUCAAUUGACAGUGAAUGUGUAACUAUUAAGAGU
This is a messenger RNA of Cotesia glomerata, 2525 nucleotides long. It is a transcript of the gene lilli, whose product is annotated as putative protein TPRXL. Bases 1399 to 2436 code for a protein of 345 amino acids. Lineage: Eukaryota; Metazoa; Arthropoda; Insecta; Hymenoptera; Braconidae. The transcript is spliced from 6 exons. The record is from RefSeq and is a predicted model, not a curated record.